AGCUGGUCUGCACAGUCUCUGAGGAGUCUGGAACCGAUUCCAUCAGGACCUGCGGCUUUCCUGAUCUUGAUCUUUUUUAGCUCACUUCUCACCUGAUCAGCUGUUAUGGAGAGGCUGGGGGUGGAGGAGGAUGACAGGAGAGGGAGUGAUGGUGGUGGGGGUGAGACAAGGAGAGAUGAUGGGACUCUAUGUGGAGUCCAGAGGUGGUGGAGGGUGGGGGGAGGAGGAGAGGUGUUGUUGGUGGUAUAGAGCUGAGGUGUGAAGAAGGACCUGGCUGGUCAGUGCUUUGAUGAGAGGGGGGAGGAGUGAGAGCAGAGUCAAACCUGAUAAAGAACAGAUUCAGCUCAUUGGCCCACUCCCGGUCUCCUGCUGCAGCUCCCCUCUCAUGGCCUCCGCUGUAACCAGAGAUGGAUCUUAGGUCUUUCCAGACCUCCCUUGUGUUAUUGUUCUUCAGGUGAGAUUCCAUCUUGGUCCAGUAGCUGGCCUUGUCCACCUUGAUCUUCUUCUAUAUCUCCUUCUGCACCUUCCUCAGCUCCUCUUUGUCUCCAGAUCCAAAAACCCUCCUCUUCUCCCUCAGCAGGGCCUUCAGUUCUGGGGUCACCCAGGGUUUGCUGUUAGAGAAACACCGUACUUUCCUGGUCGGUGCGAUGUUCUCUGCACAGAAAUUAAUGUAGUCUGUGAUAUUGUCUGUCAGUGCAUCGAUGUCUUCCCCGUCUGGACCACACAACACAUCCCAGUCUGUGGUCUCAGACCACAGACUGGGAUGUGGUCAUUGCAGGACAUUGUCCUGCAGCGCCUCAGCGGCCUCGACAGACCACUUCUUCACAUACCUUAUGGUGGGGGGUUGUUUCUUCACCAUUGGUAUGUAAAUGGGCUGCAGUCUCACCAGGUUGUGAUCUGAGUGGCGAGGCAGGGGGAGGAGCUGUAUGCAUCUUUGAUGUUUGCAUACUACUGUAUGCAGGGUUUUACUAUCUCUGGUCUGGCAGGUCAUGUACUGAGUGAACGUGGGGAGAGUGGCAGAGAGCGAUGCAUGAUUAAAGUCUCCUGAAAUGAUAAUAAGAGACUGAGGGUCAGAUGUUUGCAGCUGGGACACUUCACUGUGGAUGAGUUCACAGGCUGCAGCCGCAUCAGCCGAGGGAGGGAUGUACACAGUCACAGCUAUUACAUGUGAAAACUCCCGGGGCAGAUAGAACGGGCGCAGACCAGUAAUUCUACAUCCUUAGUGCAGAGUAGGGGUGCAAAAAAAUAUCGAUAUGGCGAUAUACCCCGAUACUAUGUCACCCAAUACAAUAUUGAUUUUUCAGCUCCUAGUAUCGAUUUUUAAUGAAAGCAAUGAUUUGUGUUUCCGACGUCUUGUAAAUACAGUGAGACUUCCGCAUCUCCACUCCAGCAGAGGGCGCGGAAGAGCAUCUGUGUGGCAUAACGGCAUUCCUGCAGUUGAGGCGCGCUUAGUGGCUAUUGGCUAAAGUAUAUGGAAAUAUGGCUAACAAUAUCACGACGCCUUCACAGUAUAAAGCCGACGUUUGGAAGCACUUUGGCUUCAGAUUUGUACAUGGAAGUAAAACCGAGUUAGACAAAGAAAACGCUGUUUGCAAGCUUUGUCUGGCUGCCGUGAAAUAGAGCACGACAAACUUGAGAACUCAUCUAGCAAGACAUCAUGCUGAGGUACUGGCACAGAAGCAGCUCCCUAAGAGUCCUGAACCAAACCAAACUACGCUGGAUAACUUUCUUCCAUUUACCUCACCUCGAGCUCAGCGCAUCACAGAGUCAAUUGUGCAUUUUAUUUUUAAAGAUUUGCGCCCGUACAGUGUGGUUGAAAACACUGGCUUCAGGUGGAUGCUACAUACAUUGGAGCCGCGUUACAAGAUCCCGCAGCGCGUCCACAGCUCUUGAUACAGCUGUGCCCAAAAUGUACGACCAGGUAAAGAAAGCGGUGAAAACGUCGCUGAACGCUGCGCAGAAAGUUGCCCUGACUUGUGACGGUUGGACGUCCAGAGCCACCGAGUCGUACAUUACCAUAACAUCUCACCACAUCUCCAACGACUGGGAAAUGGUUACGCAUGUUUUGCAGACGAGAGCAAUGCAUGAGAGCCACACCGGCAAUAACAUCGCGGAUUUACUGAAAAGGGCAAUAGAGGAAUGGGGCCUACAAGAUAAGGACCCAGUCAUCGUCACAGACAACGCAUCAAACAUGAGCAUUGCAGCAGACCUAGCCAAAAUGAUGCAUUUUAAAUGCUUCGCGCACACCCUCAAUUUAGCUUCCCAGCGCGCACUAAAGUUGCCCGCCGUCCAGCGCUUGCUGGGAAGAGUGAGACGCAUUACCAGUUUUUUCAGACGCAGCACCAUUGCCAGCCACGUACUGAAAGAAAAACAAAAGCUGCUGAAUCUGCAACAGCACAAACUUCAGACUGACGUUGUCACCAGAUGGAAUAGCGCACAUGACAUGCUCCAGCGCUUCCUCGAGCAACAGCCAGCCGUCACUGCUGCCCUCCUCUCAAAUGAGGUGAGAAAGAAUGAAAAAGAUAUCAGCACUCUAAGCGAGGCCGACAUUACAGCUGCAGAAGAAGUAGUCUAUGCUAUGAAGCCCAUGAAGAUUGCCACUGUUGCCAUGGAAGAAGAGAAAUCUCCAACAUUGUCAGCAGUUGCACCAGUCCAUGCCCAGUUGAUUCAAAAACUCCAGGAGAGCCCAAGUGACUCUAAUAUAACAAAAGAGAUCAAAUCUGUCAUAUGCCAGGAUCUUAAGAAGAGGUACUUAGAUGAGCAGAGGGAGACACUUCAUGUUUGUGCAGCUCUGGAUCCCAGAUUUAAGGCCUUGCCUUUUCUGUCUGAGGAUGAACGCCAGGCCGUCUAUGAUAGAGUCAUCACAGAGGCCGCAAGGAUCGAGGAGCUAUUUCAGCAGAGAGGAGCUGAAGAAGAUGAGACAGUGAAGGCAGAGACUCAAGCUGAUGGAGAAGAGGAAGAUGAGGAUGCAGGGCCAGAGGUACUAGAUGUUAAGGAUGAAGGGAGCAGUCAAGAUCCGGAGGAGGAGGAUCUUAAGCAGUCAAGAUCCUUUGCAGCCGUGUCCAGAUCUAAGAAGAGAUCCAGGGAUUCUUGUGACCUUGCUGACCUUCUUGGUCAAACAUAUGCUUCAGGGACUGCAAAGAAGUUGAAGACACCAGAGAACCAGGCACAGGAGGAGAUGGCAAGAUUCGAGGACACUGCUCCGAUGCCAAUUAUCAAAGGGUCCAAUCCACUGAACUGGUGGAAAGAGCAUGAAUGCGAUUUUCCCCUCCUGUCAAACCUUGCAAAGAGGUAUUUGUGCAUCCCUGGGACAAGUGUCUCCUCUGAGAGAGUUUUCUCUACUGUGGGGGACAUUAUCACCGCACAGAGGAGUGUACUUACCCCUGAUCACCUUGAUCAGAUUCUUUUUCUAAACAAAAAUCUAAAAACAAAAGAAGUAAAGUACAAGUACUAGGCCAAUUCAUUUAUCAAAAUGUGAAUAGUUCCCACUGGUUAGUGUCCAUGGACUUUUCAAGUCAGGUGAUGUUUGUAACACCAAGUGUCCAACAUAGACAGUAAAUAUUUUACUGUUAAACACUGCUGUUCAAAAUCCAAACAUAAAGUUACACAAUUUUCAUAGCACUGAAUUUAUUACAGUCAUGAGUUUUACAUCUAGCAUCUUGUUUUCUGAGAGGUUAAAUAUGAUCAUCUAUCACUGUAUCAAUCCCCUUUUAUAUAUAUAUACACACGUGGACAAAAUUGU
Molecule: messenger RNA, 3742 nt
Organism: Acanthochromis polyacanthus (spiny chromis)
Lineage: Eukaryota; Metazoa; Chordata; Actinopteri; Pomacentridae
Product: E3 SUMO-protein ligase ZBED1-like
Exons: 3
Coding region: 1658-3454 (598 amino acids)
Molecular function (GO): protein dimerization activity
Source: RefSeq, a predicted model, not a curated record